Penicillium longicatenatum is the source of this 1557-nucleotide messenger RNA. RefSeq names its product MFS transporter. Gene Ontology annotation, cellular component: membrane. Lineage: Eukaryota; Fungi; Ascomycota; Eurotiomycetes; Eurotiales; Aspergillaceae. The coding region runs from base 1 to 1557 and encodes 518 amino acids. The transcript has a single exon. Gene Ontology annotation, molecular function: carbohydrate:proton symporter activity. Gene Ontology annotation, biological process: carbohydrate transport; transmembrane transport. The record is from RefSeq and is a predicted model, not a curated record.
AUGCCAAACAAAUUCCAAAUAAACACCUACAGCUUCUGGAUAGUCACAUACGUGGCUAUAGGCACAAUCUCCAGUGCCUACGGCCUAGCAAUAAUAGGCACAACAGUCGGUCAACCAAACUUCUACAAAUACUUCAAUCUAGCCCCACAAGGUACACAAGGAUACGACCACACAACCAACAUAAUCGGCGCUCUAAACGGCGUGAACUCCGCCGGUGCGAUAAUAGGCUGUAUAUUUCAAGCCUGGGCCGGCGACUACUUCGGACGAAAAUGGACCAUGCAGUUUGGACUAGUUGUUCUGGUCGUGGGUGGUGCCUUGUGCGCAGGCACAGUCGACAUCGCGAUGUUUAUCGUUGCGCGUUUGGUCGCGGGGAUCGGAUCAGGUGCUUUAGCCUGUAUUGUACCGACUUAUCAAGCUGAGAUUGCUACUGCCGAGACCAGGGGUGCGAUGGUUGCUAUUACGGGGAUUAUGUAUGCGGUUGGGUAUUCGAUUGCGGCCUGGCUUGGGUAUGCAUGCUAUCAUAUUAAAGACAGUGAUUCGGCGGUUCAAUUCUCUUGGAGGUUCCCUUUGGCGGUUCAGGUGCUUUUCCCGCUUAUCGUGUUGGUCGGGAGUCCGUUUGUUCCUGAGUCGCCGAGGUGGUUGUUGCAGCAGGGAUCGCGGGAGAAAGCCUUGUCCGUUGUGACGCGCCUGCAGCGAGAUACCGUGAACGCAAGACAGGAAUUCUUUUUGAUUGAGAAGCAGUUUGAACUUGAUCGGUCUAUUCAGACGAGGUGGUUUGAGAUCUUGAGGACUCCUGCUAAUCGGCGCCGGGCGUUUGUGGCGUGUGCGUUGAUGUGGGGAGAUCAGUUUCUGGGGAUUUUCAUCAUUACGAACUAUGGUGUUUUGAUCUACGAGAGUAUUGGAUUCGAGGAUCCCGUGCCACUUCUGCUUUAUGCGUGCUGGGCCAGUUUCACUUUGAUUGGAAAUACGUGGACAGCACUCUACGUCGACCGUUAUGGACGCCGAAACUUCCUGCUCAUUGGGUCCAUUGGUUGUGUUGGCUGUCUGAUCUUCUUGUGUGCGCUCUGUGCCCAAUACCUCGGAACGGACAACGCAGCCGGACUACACGCUGCUGUGUUCUUCGUCUUCUUUUAUUGCUUCUGGUGGUGUUUCUUUAUGGAUGCUACGCAGUAUAUCUACAUCGCCGAGAUAUUCCCGAAUCACCUGCGGACUCAGGGUGUUGCGCUGGGUAUUGCAUUCUUCUACCUCGCUUCGGAAGUCACUCUGGUCGCUGCGCCUGUGGGUCUGGCCAAGAUUGGCUGGAAGUUCUACUUGGUUCUGAUUGUUCCGUCCUUGUUCUAUAUUGGGGUGAUCUACCUUUUCUUCCCAGAAACGAAGGGACGAGCUCUCGAGGAGAUUGGUGCUUUGUUUGGUGACGAUGCUCAUGUUGCUGUUCACUGGUACGAUGCGACAGAAGAGGAACGUGAGAAGAUGGCCGAGGAGGCUCUUCGAGGGCUAUCUCAAGCAGAGAGCUCUGAAGACAAGGUCCAUUCGUCUCACCUUGAUUUUGCAGAAUGA